Symbiodinium pilosum is the source of this 501-nucleotide messenger RNA. The record is from the annotation of a GenBank genome assembly. Lineage: Eukaryota; Dinophyceae; Suessiales; Symbiodiniaceae.
AUGUCGGACUCCUCAUCCUCGGAUUCGAGCUCCUCCUCAGAGGACAAGAAAAAGAAGAAGAAAGACAAGAAGAAAGACAAGAAGAAAAAGGACAAGAAGAAGGACAAAAAGAAAAAGAAGGAGAAGGAUAAAAAGAAAAAGAAGGAGAAAAAGGAGAAAAAGGACCCUUACUCAAAGACUGCUCAAGAGAAGGCCCGAUUAGAAGCUCAGCAGCGGCUGAUGGGCAUUGACACGAACAAGAAGCCAAAAAAGAAGAAAAAGAAGAAAUCAUCCUCCUCGGUGACCAGUCGUUCUGAGUUUGAAAAGGUGAGGAGGAUGCAGGAUCGCUUGGAUGACCAGACAAUGAAGCGCGAGGAGGAGCUGGCUGAGGAGGCAGAAAAGGCUGCUGCACCGAUUCCGGAGAGGUCCUGGGAGGACAUGACUUGGGCGGAGCGCGCAGCCUCUGCUGCACAGAAGGCAGAGGCAGAUACGAUUUGGCGAGGCCACAGCAGGGGCUACUAA